Caenorhabditis remanei is the source of this 1383-nucleotide messenger RNA. RefSeq lists its product as uncharacterized. Gene Ontology annotation, biological process: regulation of transcription by RNA polymerase II; neuron differentiation. The record is from RefSeq and is a predicted model, not a curated record. Lineage: Eukaryota; Metazoa; Nematoda; Chromadorea; Rhabditida; Rhabditidae. Bases 1 to 1383 code for a protein of 460 amino acids. The transcript has 10 exons. Gene Ontology annotation, cellular component: nucleus. Gene Ontology annotation, molecular function: RNA polymerase II transcription regulatory region sequence-specific DNA binding; DNA-binding transcription factor activity, RNA polymerase II-specific.
AUGUCUUGCUCACAACCAAAAGUUGAAAAUAUUGAACGUAUGGGAGAUCUUAUCGGACUUAUUCUACAGUACUCUGACCCGAAAUCCCUAUCUGAAUUCAUGGAACUAUCCGCUAUCCAUACUGUGGAACUGUAUUUGAAAUCUUUGAUACUGCCAUAUUUUGGAUAUUGGCUUCCACCUAUGGACACUCAUUCUAUUGAUAAAUCUGAGAGUAUUUAUCAAAUAUUAAGAUUUUAUCUCAUGCUCACGAAUUCUGCCACAAAAGAGAUUCUAACCACUCAUGUCGUCCCUGAAACUGCACUUUUUCAAUUCACCUGGGGAACAAAGUUUCGAGAGGAGUAUGAGUUGGUCGAGAGAAUUUCUUCACCCCAAUAUGUGAACUUGACGUCAACAUCUCCUUCGUCGACAUCAUCCGAUCCAAAACUUUCGAUCCUUCAACAAAUUCAGGUCCCCGAACCGAAAUCAGUUGUUAUAAAUCAGUGUGCUCAUUGUCAUUUUGCGAUAUACGAUAAAGACAUAAGUGUGCUCGACGACAAAAACUAUCAUCAUAACUGUAUCCGCUGCUCAAUGUGUGACGCGCCAUUUGAGUAUACCGAGAAAUGCUAUGUCCACGAUGGCGUGGUUUACUGUCAUGAUGAUCAUGCAAAGAGGUAUCGAAAGUGUUGUCGGAAAUGUGAGCUUCCAUUAAAAAGAGAAGACAUGAUUAUGAAAGCAAAAGAAAUGAUAUUUCAUCAUGCCUGUUUUGUUUGUUUCAUAUGCGGUACCAAACUGAACACUGGAGAUUACUAUACCAUGUCUCCAAGCGGUCAUCUUUAUUGUCAUGCUCAUUACGAUGUGAUUCGAACAUCGGCGUUGUGCGAUGAGCCAACUCCGCCUGUUGUGGUCGCUGCUCCACUUUCUCCACCAAAAACGACACCGCCACCAGUAGUCAAAAAGGAAGCUACACCAGCGCCUCCGGCUGCAGAAAAACCUGCAAGAGAACCAUCUACUGAAGGAGAAGCAUCUACCGACGAAGAUGGAAGUAACGGAAGUAACCAGCGAUCAAAACGAAUGCGAACAUCUUUCAAACACCACCAACUCCGCGCAAUGAAAACUUAUUUUGCCCUAAACCACAACCCAGACGCCAAGGACCUAAAACAGCUGGCUGCCAAGACAAACCUUACCAAGCGAGUGCUUCAGGUUUGGUUUCAAAACGCUCGUGCAAAGUAUCGUCGAGGGCUUCAAGAUGGAGGACGAUCCAGCCCGUUGUGUAUCGCUGGUGCUCUUUCCACUAUGGAUAUGAAUCCGCCGCUCUCGAUUCGUUCCACGGAUGUUUAUCAACUCAACACUCCACCAUUGUCUACCGAAGUUUACUCUCCGAACAACAACUAUACACACCUUUAG